Molecule: messenger RNA, 1248 nt
Organism: Phlebotomus argentipes
Lineage: Eukaryota; Metazoa; Arthropoda; Insecta; Diptera; Psychodidae
Product: putative gustatory receptor 28a
Exons: 2
Coding region: 1-1248 (415 amino acids)
Biological process (GO): sensory perception of taste
Cellular component (GO): axon; membrane; neuronal cell body
Source: RefSeq, a predicted model, not a curated record
AUGGAGAACACCAGAGCCUUCAACUUGCUGGCUAUUGUGCUGGGCUUGAGACCUUUUGGUCGCAGCUCUUUGAGUGGCAAUUCCAGGAAAGCACGCACAACCAGCGUCCUGCAACUCCUGCCAUCCUUAGUCAUACUAUUCGUCUAUGCUCUAUGCUUGGUCAGCAUGUUCCGGGAUCGGGAUCAAUCCGCCAGCAUAUCCGUGGCUGCCAAUUGGCUGCAAUCCGGUCCCAAUGCUUUUGCCUUCAUCAUGGUCAUUGCGUUCGCCCUGAAGAAUCGCGACUUGGGACAGGAAAUUCUGGACUCCUUCGCGAUGUGCGAUGAGAAGCUCAAGGACUUCUUCGGCGUGAACUACACCAAGGUGAACAGAGUGUCCGGCAGGAUGUCCAUCCUCUUCAUUGUCGUGAGCAUCUCGUGUGGCUUAACCGUCGCCACGCUGACUUACUACAACACCGUCGAUCUCAGCAACUCCUGGACACUCUUCUACUGGGCAUCCUUCUGUCUGCCCAAGUUCGCUCUCAUGGUCUUCAACUUUCAAUUCGUUGGCGCAAUGUCCUUCCUCAGCAGCAGAACUCAACUCCUCAGAAUGUCCAUCAGGGCGAAUUUGUCUGGGGAGUUGGACGCCCUCAUGGCUCAAAUGUCGCUCCUCGGGAAGCAUGGGAACUCCAUGAAAGUCCGCCCCGUGGCCUCUGUGAACCCAUCAACAACUCCCCUCGUUGCCGACAUCGUGGGAAUCCUGCAGAACCUGAACGAGAGGCUGAACGUCUUCUUCGGGAAGCAGAUCAUCAUAACAUUCCUCUCAGGAUUCGUUUGUGUCAUUGUGCAGAUGCACUACAUCAUCACCCACAUUCGCCAGAAUUUUGCCAAUCCCAGUGCCGACAUCCUGGUCAGCUUCAGCUUCUCUCUCGUCGCCCUGCACGCCAUUGAGUUCUGGGCAAUUCUGUCCAGUGGCGAAAUGGUGAAGCUCAAGUGGACAGAAGCCGUGGUGUCCUUAACUCAGGCCAGAGCCAACUCCUCAGACGACCAACUCAGGUCCAAGAUCAAGGACAUUCUGGACAUCAUGAAGGUGAAGAAGCUGGAAUUGCACGCUUACAAUUUCUUCACCAUCGACUUGUCCGUUAUAACUGCUAUGGUCUCCUCAAUGACCACGUACUUGAUCGUCCUCGUGCAGUUCAGAAUCAGCGAGGAUCAAGCCACAGGAGGCACCGGAGGCUUGAACACCAAGCAAUUCUCCGUGGAAACGGAGUAA